Messenger RNA from Penicillium lagena, 1446 nucleotides. RefSeq lists its product as uncharacterized. The transcript has 5 exons. Lineage: Eukaryota; Fungi; Ascomycota; Eurotiomycetes; Eurotiales; Aspergillaceae. The record is from RefSeq and is a predicted model, not a curated record. The coding region runs from base 1 to 1446 and encodes 481 amino acids.
AUGGAUUAUCUCUAUUCAGUAUGUUUAUUAUUUGCCAUAUAUAUAUAUGGCAAUCCAGGACGAAUUAAUAAGAAUUUCAAGAUUUUGCACCCUCUGCCUUUCAAAAUCUUCUCGGCCAAGCUCAAGGGAACAGCUCAGUCUUAUUGUUUUGGGGCAAAAGACGCUCCAUCAACAGUAUUGUUCUUCUCUGCAACGAUUGUUGUAUUCUUGACCAUAGGUAGCUUUGCGGAUUUUGGGACUUGGAGACCCAAUAUUCUCUUAUUUCUCUCGGUGGUUGCAUACGCAGUGGGAUUUGCUUGGCUGGGAGUCUUCACAGAAACGAAGCGACAUCUUGCGGCAGCGUUAUAUAUUAUCGGAUUGAUUGCUUAUCAGACUACGUUGACAUUCUGGACUGCUGCAUUCCCAGGUCUAGCACGAAACACUGCUGACCUGAAAAGCAAAGCAGAGGAAUAUGCCGCAGGGACUAUCUCCCGUGACGAAUAUGAUCACGCAGAUAUGAUGAAGCGUAGUCAAUUGGCAAAUAUUGCGUUCUACAUACAGUCUGUCGGUGAGACUUUUAUUCUCGCCGCGAUCGUGGGUAUCAUGUUCGGAUUACAUGUGGAUGCUAAUACUGCAAACAACAACUGGGGUCUAAGUGUUCUAAUUGCAUUCGCAACCGGUAUAUGGCUCUUACUCUCCAUUCCUUGGUUCAUGUUGGAAAAAAGGAGACCUGGGCAGGAUCCAGGCGAACAAAACAUCAUUAUUGUGGGGCUUUCCCAACUAUGGUAUGCGGCGAAACAGGUCUGGCAGCUGAAGCAGAGCUUAAUAUACCUCAUCGGUUACUUCCUCCUGGGCGACUCUUUGAAUACCACCGUUACUUUAAUAAGUACUUUACAGAAUGAUGCUGUGUCUUUCAAUACCCUGCAUCUGACAUAUCUACUUCUUGUUGGGAUCACUUCACAGGCGGUUGGCAUAUAUACGUUCUGGUGGAUUCAACAAAGGUAUCGACUUGGAACAAAAGCCAUGUUCAGUGUGAUAGCAUUCUGCAUCAUUCUUCUCGAUGGCUGGGGAAUGAUUGGAAUUUGGACAGAUAAUUUCGGCUUCCAUCAUGCUUGGGAAUUUUGGCUUUAUCAGGCUUUCUAUGGCCUUUUUGUCUGCCCUUGGUACAGUUAUUCGCAAAUCAUGAUCUCGGAGGUUACCCCUCGUGGCCACGAAUUCCUUUUUUUCAGCAUUUUCGGCAUUAUUGGGAAAACUUCUUCAUUCAUUGGACCACUUAUUUCCAGUGCCAUUAUUGACGCUUCGCUUAACAAUAACCCUUCCACACCUUUCUACUUCCUUUUUUCGUUGAGCGCAGUAAGCUUUGGAAUUUUGGUCGUUGGAGUGGAUUUAAAGAAAAGCCGCGUGGAGCAAGAGAGAUAUCUGCUAAAAAAGCGAUGCAGAGAACAUGGUCUUGGUACCGAAUUUUGA